AAAAUAUAGGAGAUCUUCCUUUGAAAAGUAUUCCAGUCUGCUUGAGCUGGAAAAAAAUUAUCUUGAUUAAAAAAUGCCUUUGUGAUUACAUAUUUAGAUAAUUUUACAAGGCAAAGUAUUGCCCAGCGAGAAGAAAUCAGCAUUCUUGGUGCAACCCUCAACGAUAUGGCUAAAGAAAAGGAAUGCCUGCAAGCAUGCUUGGAUAAAAAGUCGGAGAAUAUUGCAUCCCUUGGAGAGAGUUUGGCAAUGAAAGAAAAGACCAUUUCAGGCAUGAAGAACAUCAUUGCUGAGAUGGAGCAGGCAUCAAGACAGUCUACCGAAGCGCUAAUCAUGUGUGAACAAGACAUUUCCAGGAUGCGUCGGCAGUUGGAUGAAACAAAUGAUGAACUGGCUCAAAUUGCCAGGGAAAGAGAUAUCUUGGCUCAUGAGAAUGACAGUCUCCAAGAACAGUUUUCCAAAGCCAAACAAGAGAACCAGGCACUGUCUAAACAAUUGAAUGAUACUCAUAAUGAACUUAAUGAUAUAAAACAGAAGGUCCAAGAUACUAAUUUGGAAGUUAACAAGCUGAAGAAUAUAUUAAAGUCUGAAGAAUCUGAGAACCGGCAAAUGAUGGACCAACUCCGAAAAGCCAAUGAGGAUGCUGAGAACUGGGAAAAUAAGGCCCGGCAAGCUGAGGCGGACAACAAUACCCUCAAACUGGAACUUAUCACCGCUGAGGCAGAGAAUAACAGACUAAAAGAAAAGAUAGAUGCCCUCAGCAGAGAGGUAGAGCAGCACUUAAAUGCAGAAAGGUCUUACAAGUGCCAGAUUUGUACCUUACAUAAAUCUCUUGUGAAGAUGGAAGAGGAGCUUCAGAAGGUUCAGUUUGAAAAGGUGUCUGCCCUUGCAGACUUGUCUUCUACAAGGGAACUUUGUAUUAAACUUGACUCAAGCAAAGAACUUCUUAAUAGGCAGCUGGUUACUAAAGAUCAAGAAAUUGAAAUGAUCGAGAAUGAGUUAGAUUCUGCUCGUUCUGAAACAGAACUCCUCAGGAGUCAGAUGACAAAUGAGAGAAUCUCCAUGCAGAAUCUAGAAGCUUUGCUGGUGGCCAAUCGGGACAAAGAAUAUCAGUCUCAGAUAGCGCUUCAAGAAAAAGAAUCUGAAAUUCAGCUUCUUAAAGAACACCUAUGUCUGGCAGAAAAUAAAAUGGCCAUCCAGAGUAGAGAUGUGGCCCAGUUCAGGAACGUCGUAACGCAACUGGAAGCUGAUUUAGACAUUACCAAAAGACAGCUAGGGACCGAGCGCUUUGAAAGGGAGAGAGCUGUGCAAGAGCUUCGCCGCCAGAAUUACUCAAGUAAUACUUAUCAUUUGAGUUCUACAAUAAAGCCAAAUAUAAAAUGUCAUUCACCAGAACGAGCUCACCAUCGAUCACCUGACCGAGGCCUGGAUCGAUCACUAGAAGAGAAUCUUUGCUAUAGAGAUUUCUGACAUGCAAAGAGAUUCUUCACAUCCUUGGGAAAGGUCAAAAUGUCACACUGAUUUUUUUUUUGCUAUAUGAUUGCA
Molecule: messenger RNA, 1542 nt
Organism: Miniopterus natalensis
Lineage: Eukaryota; Metazoa; Chordata; Mammalia; Chiroptera; Miniopteridae
Source: RefSeq, a predicted model, not a curated record